AUGGCUCCAGCUAAGCGCGCGCUGAUAAUUGCCAGUCCCUUUGAUGGUCUUCUUGGCCCCCUGGCUGACGCAGAAGCCAUAAAGACCGUCCUACAGGACCAAGGGUUCGAGAUAUUCGAAUGCUCCAACGCCAACGCUACUCGGAGAGGCAUUCUAGACACAUGGCAGAGCCUCAUAGACGCAACGUCAACCGCGGAUGUGGUCGUCAUUUACUACUCAGGCCACGGAGCUCUCAUCCGACCCAAAGACAACGAUGAGAACUUCGAUCUGAGCAAAGAGCAGCAAACGGCGGCGUCGCCAUUCCAGAUCCUCGUUCCCAUGGACUACGACCAAACAACCGCCACCGAUUUCCGCGGGAUCCUCAACCUGGAAAUAUCCUACAUGCUCCGCAAGACUACGAGCAAGUCGGAGAAUGUCACUGCCAUCAUCGACUGCUGUCACUCGGGAAGACUCUUCCGUGAUCCCCGGGCAGCUCCUGGCGUUGUGGAAGUGCGAACCAGGAACCUCCCUGAGAUCCGCUACCACGUCAUCGCAGACUUUGUAUGGCGGCUCAAAAGGGAAGGACAUUUUGAGGGAGAGCUGGAUGUGCUAGGGAACCCGCAUGUGGUGCGCAUCGCUGCCUCGACAACCAGCGAAUCCGCCAUGGAGUAUUCCACCGUGGACGGGAAAUGGCGAGGCGCAAUGACAGAGGCUCUUAUAUCAGCUAUGAAAUUAACUAGGGGGCAUGAUGUGUCUUGGAGGACGAUUCUUCUGCACGUUCAGCGGCUUGUCCAGUCGAGGUUCCCGAUGCAGCACCCGAGGGCUGAAGGGCCAGUACAUCGCGUACCGUUCGCCAUGCGACAUGUCCCUCCAGCUUCAUUGCAGUAUCUGAAUAUCAUUAAUCAGAUGCCGACUCUGCACGCAGGAAGUGUACUGGGUGUACAGGAAGGGAACGUUUAUUCCGUCAUGCCUCUUGAUCCAGAAGCCAUGACUUCUACCAAUGAGCUCCCAGAGGCUGUUGUCAUUAAGACGACAGGGUUCAGUUCUCUCGUCGAGCUGAGUUACACACCAUCGUGGGCGAGCUUCAGUAGACAGGGUGCGCUGGCAGUCUUGAAAUAUGACAAGGUCACAAAAUUGCCAGUCGUCCUACCAUCGGAGCUCAGGGGCCUUCGGGAAGCUGUGCAGCAAUCAAAGUACCUGCAAUGUGACGCCGUUGAGGAUUCCAUACUCGCUACAUUCCAACAUGAUACUGAGGGUAUUGUUACUCUGUCUACACCCAAGGGCAUUCGCAUUGCAUCACAGCAAAUCCAAAACGUGGAGGAGGCUCCAAGUCACACAUUUACGGAGAUGAUCAAAGUCGCCGAAAGGCUUGCAAGAGCCCAGCGGGUGGUCAAUCUUCAGCGCCCAUCAAAACAGGAUAAAUUGACCCACAACGUAGCCAUCGAAAUCGGAACCGCAAAGGACGGUAAGCCAGACCAAGUAUUCAUGACCGGGCCCAGUAGCACUAGUAGUAUCAAUCUUACAGAAGGCGACCGGCUCUACAUCCAGAUGGAGAACACUGGACUCAAAACAACCCACGUAUCUGUCUUUGCCAUCAACGCCGCCGGUGAGGUUUCGCACAUGACGCCCAACGAUCGAACCGGCUAUGAGCUUCAGCCCGAUGAUCUUGAGAUUAUCGGGGACGCGGGCUUUGACUAUAUCUCCGGGACGGAGCUGUCAUGGCCAGACGGGAUUGAGCGGGUACCAGUUGACGAGCAGUUCCUUGUCCUCUUCACUAGCUCGCCUGUUGACCUGGGCGAUCUGGUGGACUCGGUCAAUUAUGAUCUCUCUGCCUCGCGUACUGCGCCUCCUCCUGCAAAGCCAGUUAGGAUUCACUAUGAUAUACUCCAUAUCUCAUACACUCUUCAUCCAUUAUUGGCGGAGGCUGACGCUAUUUCCGCACACACCGGUGCUGAAGAUAACCAGGAGAAAUAUACCAACCUCGUUUGGCAGCCCGUUGACAACAACCAAGAGCAGGGUAUUGGUGUUCCAGCAACAGAUCUUCCUGGUCCACAUGAAGUAUUCCCAGAAACUGAAUUGGACGACGACCCAACUUUGGGUCCCAUAACCGUAGCUUCAAGGGUACGUAAGCCACGUUCAUCUUUCUGCCCAUAA
Fusarium tjaetaba is the source of this 2133-nucleotide messenger RNA. RefSeq names its product Caspase domain protein. Gene Ontology annotation, molecular function: cysteine-type endopeptidase activity. The transcript has a single exon. Bases 1 to 2133 code for a protein of 710 amino acids. The record is from RefSeq and is a predicted model, not a curated record. Gene Ontology annotation, biological process: proteolysis. NCBI's taxonomy places the organism in Eukaryota, Fungi, Ascomycota, Sordariomycetes, Hypocreales, Nectriaceae.